Talaromyces marneffei is the source of this 1149-nucleotide messenger RNA. RefSeq lists its product as uncharacterized. The record is from RefSeq and is a predicted model, not a curated record. NCBI's taxonomy places the organism in Eukaryota, Fungi, Ascomycota, Eurotiomycetes, Eurotiales, Trichocomaceae. The transcript has 5 exons. Bases 1 to 1149 code for a protein of 382 amino acids.
AUGCCCACCGAAUUAGAGGAGCUCGUAGAGUUCCUCGGCUCUCCAAAUCCACAAAUCAGGCAGAUUGCUGCUGCAAAUCUCACAGUCUUCUCGUCAAGUCAACCUACGCUCUUCAAAAAGGAGAAUCUGCAGCCGAUCAAAGAUUUGAAGAUUCUCGUUCGAGAUCAUCCGACCAUUGCCAAAGAUGCUCUUACAAUGUUAAUCAACCUUUCUGCAGACGGGCAGAUAUUGAGAUUCCUCGCUGAUGACGAUGACUUUGUCGAGCUCUUGAUCGCCAAAGUCACUAAUAAAAACGAGCCAAAUGCGGACGACAUUGCCAUGCUACUGGCAAACCUCGCCAAGGCAGAUAGUUUCAGCCGCAUCAUCUCUCUCACAAGAAAGAAAGCAGAUGAUGUAUCCACCUCAACAAACGCGCUGGACCAAUUACUAGACUGCUUCGUCAAAGGAGCCGAUGGAGCUUUAAACAAAGCCGCAAACUACGACUAUUUAGCGUACGUCUUUGCAGAUUUGUCAAAGACGGAGGAAGGUCGUAAAUUUUUCACGACAAAACAGGAUUAUGACGGAGUCAUUCCCGUCACGAAGCUGCUUGUUUUCACGGAGCAUACGAGCGACAUUCGAAGAAGGGGGGUGGCAUGGACAAUCAAGAAUGUUUGCUUCGAUGUCCAGUCACACCCUAUGCUGAUUAGUGAAGAAGAAGACGAGGGUGCAAAUCUGCUUCCUUAUAUCUUACUCCCAAUUAUGGGACCGGAAGAAUACCCCGAUGACGAGUCGUCCGAAAUGCUACCCGAUCUACAAUUACUACCCCCCGACAAACGGCGAGAGACAGACAACCAAAUUAUCCUUGCACAUUUAGAGACACUCUUAUUGUUAACUACGACUCGUGAAGUGCGCGAUAAGAUGAGACAGGUGCAGGUUUAUCCCAUUAUUCGGGAAUGUCAUUCUGCUGUUGAGAAUGAAGAAGUUCGCGAGGCAUGCGAUCGGCUCGUUCAAGUCUUGAUGCGUGGAGAAGAGGGAGAAGUGAAUGAAGCUGAGAGAGAGGCUAUGGAGAGGGCUGGAGUGCAUACAAUGCUUGGACAGCCGAAGAGGAUUACGGAAGAGGAAGGGGAAGGGGAGGAAGAAGACGAACAGAUAGUGGAUAUCUUGGCCUAA